AUGGCCAAGCCCAAACAAAACGGCGGUGACUCGAAAGUCCCUCAUAAACAACAUAACCUGGUUUUAUCUCCAUCGCUUAUUGCCCAACCGCUUUUGAACGCCGACUUCGCAAGUGAAGACCCCAAUGAGAUCAUCGACACUUUAUCGCCUCUGCCCGACAACAUCACCAGCGAAGAGUCAAGCUCAAGACAUCAAAUAUUAGAAAAUGAGCUUGCAGACAAUGUUUCCUUGGCUGCAAUCGACUCAGAAGACAGCGAUAAGGACUGGUAUGCCCAUUUGAACUCUUUGUCCGUAUGGGCGUCGCCCCUUUACAGACUAUGCUUCGUAUUAUUCUUGCUUGGUAUUUGUAUCACCAUAGCACAACCAUCCAUGGAGGUCAUUUUCUACAGGUUGGCCUGCCAAGCGCUCACUAAGAACUCUAACGCUCCUCCUAAUGAACGGACAUGUGAUCCUGUAGAGGAGCAGAAGAUCGUGUCGACAUAUCUUAUGUGGAGCAGCAUCAUAAACCUGGUAGUGUCGUUGGCUACUUGCUCCAAAGUUAGUGCUCUUUCGGACAUUUAUGGAAGAAAGCCUUUUCUCACGGCCUUUGUGGUGUUGCUCAGUGUCAACUUUUAUAUGGAUUACUUCUUGAUUGCCUAUUCUACAGGCUUCCCCAUGGUAGGAAUGUGGAUUGCUACUAUUAUUGGAGCUCUCUCAGGUGGUCCUCUCUCGUUGGUGGCACUUUUCAAAGCCUUCAUUACGGAUAUUACUGACCUGGCUCGGCCCCAGGAACGAGUGAACUCGAUGAGUUAUGCUUUGGUAGCAUUUUCCGCAGGACAGAUUGUGGGGCCUCUCUUAUCAUCUCUCGUGUUGACUCACGCAAAGGGUAAAGAGGGCCAUUUGCCCAAAAUGCCGCUGGUUUCGGAUUUGGAUGCCGAUCCUGCCAACAUGAUCCCCUCGUCAGAACUCGCCCCUUUGAAACUUUUGUUGCUUGUUCUAGCAAUUGCUCUGUUGUAUUCCGUGUUCUUUUUACCAGAGCUGAGAUCUGGCAAGCUAAGAAUGAAAUCACGGUCUGCCUCGAUGGUUCAGUUGAGGAGUUUUGCAAUGAAAACCAAUACGGUAUGGUCAAAGUUAUAUCAUGGCAUUAUCACGCACGUCUCGCCACUUCGUCUUCUCAUAUACCCAUCUGAGCUUAAGACAGCUGAGAACUCUCGCAACUUCAAGCGUACACGUGUGACUGUGAUAUGCUUGACGAUCAUCGAAAUCUUACUGAGUGUUGUGGUUACGCUGAUCAUGUUAAUCGAGCUCCAGUAUUGUAUUUACAAAUACAAUUGGGACUCUAUUACAAUAUCCAAUUUUUCGAUGUCCAGGUCAUUGGUUAACAUCGUCGCAAUGGGUGUAUUGUUACCGCUUCUUUACAAGCUUGUAUUCCCCCGUUUCGAAAGAUUUGCUCCCAAGCACAACUCAUUUGAUGCUGCAGACGCAUUGGUGAUGUGUAUUGGAUUUUCGCUAUUAACAAUAGCUCUUGCGGGAGCAUCGGUAGCCCCAACGGGUGUGGAAUUUGCGGCGUUUGCAUUCACUGGCGCUUUUUCGGCGUUUAGUGGCCCAGUUGCUGCGUCUGCUCCCGUGAAGUUCUACCCUACUUCUAAAGUGGGCGAAUAUUACGGGGCAGUAUCGCUUUCGCUGGGUGUGUUGAACUUACUAACGCCCAUGGUGAGCACAGCGUUGUACAAAAGCGGAAUCAAUCAGGGAUUUCCAGGGUUACCUUUCGUUUUCAUUUCUUUGCUCGCGUUUAUUUCUUUCGUUUGCACGAUAGUUGCAAAGUGGUUCCAGCGUACUGAGAUCGCUCUUUCGUAG
Candidozyma auris is the source of this 1836-nucleotide messenger RNA. RefSeq lists its product as uncharacterized. The transcript has a single exon. The record is from RefSeq and is a predicted model, not a curated record. Gene Ontology annotation, biological process: transmembrane transport. Gene Ontology annotation, molecular function: transmembrane transporter activity. Gene Ontology annotation, cellular component: membrane. NCBI's taxonomy places the organism in Eukaryota, Fungi, Ascomycota, Pichiomycetes, Serinales, Metschnikowiaceae. The coding region runs from base 1 to 1836 and encodes 611 amino acids.